Cordyceps fumosorosea ARSEF 2679 is the source of this 2067-nucleotide messenger RNA. RefSeq names its product short chain dehydrogenase family protein. The transcript is spliced from 5 exons. Lineage: Eukaryota; Fungi; Ascomycota; Sordariomycetes; Hypocreales; Cordycipitaceae. The record is from RefSeq and is a predicted model, not a curated record. The coding region runs from base 1 to 2067 and encodes 688 amino acids.
AUGCCCUCUGCGCUGACCAAGAUCCGACACUCGUGGACGAGGGUGAAGUCACCUUCGACGCCGACCACCAAGGAAUCCCGCGUCUCCUCCGACUCCUCCUCCAGCACAGCGCCGGCGCUCGCCUCCAGCGCCACUACCCAGAUGCUCGCGCCCGCGACGACGGCGCCGAGCAACCCCCUCCAGCAAGCAGACGAGGUGCAGCACCAACCGCUCCGCGGUCGAGUCUUCGCCGUCACCGGCGGCGCCAGCGGCAUCGGCCUCGCGACGGCCAAGAUGCUCGCUCGCCGCGGCGCCGUCGUGUGCGUGGCCGAUGUCGACCCGGAGGCCCUCAAGACCGCGGCCGCGUGGUUCCAAGAGAGCCACCAGCAGUGUGACUUUGAGCGCGUGGACGUGUCGAAGCGCGCGCAGGUGGACGCGUGGAUCGCGGGCGUGGUGGCGCGCCACGGCCGGCUCGACGGCGCCGCCAACGUGGCCGGCGUCAUCGGCCGGUGCCACGGCGUCGCGACGGUGGCGGAGCUGGAGGACGAGGACUGGGACAGCAUCAUCGGGGUGAACCUGACGGGGACCAUGUACUGCAUGCGCGCGCAGCUGCGGAGCGUGGAGCGCGGGGGGUCCAUCGUCAACGUGUCGUCCAUCCACGGACUCAAAGGCUUCGCGAGGCACGCGGCGUACGACGCGAGCAAGCACGGCAUCGUGGGGCUGACGCGGGCGGCGGCGCUGGAGAACGGCGACCGCGAGGUGAGGGUCAACAGCGUGGCGCCGGGGGCGGUGUACACGCCGCUGAUGCAGAAGAACUGGGAGUGCAGCGGGAGGCCGGCGGACGCGCCGUUUGACGAGCCGACGGCGUUUCGGCGGCAGGGCACGGCGGAGGAGACGGCGAGUGUGAUUUGCUUCCUGCUCGGGCCGGAGAGUUCGUUUUGCAACGGCGACGGCUCGAACCCAUGCGAAGCCUGCCUCGAUAGGGACGCCGACUGCGUCUAUCUCGUCCCUUCCCGCGUCUCCAAGGCCGACCUGCGCGACGAGGUGGCAAGGCUGCAGUCCGCCUCGUGCGACAACGAAGCCAUCCUCGACACAAUAGCCUCCAAGGACACGAGUCCCGCCCAGCUGGACAACAUAUUGCGCCGACUCUCUGGCGGCCAGCCGCGCGCUCAGGUCGCAUCGCUCGUAUCCAACUGGCCGGUCGCCCCGAGUCGUCUCGGAACAGGCUUUGCUUCUCUCGUCCCUGCAGACUCGUCAUGGGAAACGCCCUCGUCCCUUGCUGCGGCCACGCCGCCAUCCGAUGCCCUGCCCACGGAGCUGGUAAGCUCGCAGUCCUCGACGAGCCCUCCAGGUCUUUCCGGCCGCGGGCCCUCGCCCAACCUCGCACCCCCCCAAGAUCCUGCCAAGGCGACCGAGUUCCGUGCCAACCUCGGCCACUGUCGCUCCCAGCUGCCCCAGCUGCUCAGCACCAUCCUCGCCCGAGACUGCCUCUUGUUCUGCCCGAUCAGCGAGCCUGACCUGAAGCGCGACUUUGCCCGCGACUCUGCCACACACUGCUCCGCCGCUCUCGUCGACUCGCUCCUCGCCCUGGGUACUCUUGCCGCCAAGGACCAUGCGCACCUCGCCACGGCCCUCGCCGCACCCGGCACUGCCAUUGAUCCAGACAGCCUGGCGCAAGCCUUUGCCCACGAGGCCAUGUUCGCCCUCGACAACGGCACAGGCCGCCCCCGACGCACCGCAGAUAUUCAAGCGCUUGGCGUUCUCUCGCUCUACUAUGUCAGCUGCUAUCGGCUGAAGCAGGCGACAGAGUUCGCUGGUGACUUUUACGUCGCGAUAGCCGAGCUCUGGCGUGCCGACAGGUCAAGCGAGACGCAUGCUAGUAGCCGCCUAGAUAAAAUAGAACACGCAGGCCUCUAUUGUGCUGCCGUCUCGUUAACUCGAGUUCUCUUCCUCAUUUUGGACUACCACAAAACCUUGGACGCCUAUGCAAGGAGCGUUGGCAUCACUCCUAUCCAGGCUGUCCAAGAUCCUGAGAUGCCUGCUGUCCCGUGGCAGGUCGGGGUAUCGGACACGCCAAUCAUUCAUUAG